Parastagonospora nodorum SN15 is the source of this 1047-nucleotide messenger RNA. RefSeq lists its product as hypothetical. Bases 1 to 1047 code for a protein of 348 amino acids. NCBI's taxonomy places the organism in Eukaryota, Fungi, Ascomycota, Dothideomycetes, Pleosporales, Phaeosphaeriaceae. The transcript is spliced from 2 exons. The record is from RefSeq and is a predicted model, not a curated record.
AUGCCGAAUCUCAUUCAACGUACGCGAGAGAAGGCGAGGCGAUUCGCAAGAGCUAAAGAGGCUAAAAGCAUCUCAGUAGCGGAAUCUCCAGUACUCACUUCGCCCGAUGAAAAGCACCCAGUCGACCAACCAUGUCCCUGUGCAAUCUUGUCGAGCGGUGUGGACAACAACCACGACGACAACGCCGCUCACAAAGCACUGCCGGUGGAAAAUCCGGAUAAACAACUUCACGCCGAGAUUUCCCCAAGAAAAGAAGUACCUGAGACUCAGCCCGUGGUAUCAGAAUCAGCAACGAAGCUCUAUAUGUCCCCAAGUAUGCUCGCGGAGUUCGACGAUGAGGGUCCCCAUGGCUUUAUCCAUAACUUAGUCUAUGGUUGCAGCGAAGAGCCCUCUAACGUGGAUGCUACUCGUAUCGAAGCCGAAAGUGUUCUCAACACCCCUCAGUUGGCUAAAGAUGUCAAGCCGGACUUGAACAGGCCUAAAACCCCGCCCGAAACUUCAACCGGACAGCGAUGUAUCAUGAUCUUCAAGCAGACAAUUGGUACCAAGCAGCCAUCGAAACUUGAAAGAACCACGAGUGCACUGAAUAUGAAGGAACUGUGGGAAUCACCUAGUCUCGAACAUUCUAGUCUCGUCAAUGGGAUAGUCUGUAAAACCAACAAACCCGGUACCUUUGGUCACUACGGCGCUGAAACGCACCGCCUGAAAGAUCUUACACCCUACCUCUACCCUUUCACAAAUGCCGAACUUGUGGUAGAAUGGUCAGACCGGAAAAGGGAGAAAGUAGUGGCGAACAUCCGACAUGAGCGGUUGGGCUAUCUGGUCAAGUAUAACGGUGAGCCGACUGAGUACCGUGGUCCAGCGCUGCAGCAUCUUAUCCGGCAGUUGGAAGGGGAGUGGGAGAAGAAACAUCUCGUUGUGAAAAAGCUCACGUGCACUUAUAUUGAGUUUCUGCGGCUGUUGCGUGGCAUAUUGAGGUGGAUCAGGAGCUUGCUGGGGCGCAUAUGGACUUUGAUAGGUCUUGUGAAGAAGGAAAAGGAGACAUGA